Molecule: messenger RNA, 933 nt
Organism: Phycomyces blakesleeanus NRRL 1555(-)
Lineage: Eukaryota; Fungi; Mucoromycota; Mucoromycetes; Mucorales; Phycomycetaceae
Exons: 4
Coding region: 1-933 (310 amino acids)
Source: RefSeq, a predicted model, not a curated record
AUGACUUCUUUCUUAAUCUGGAUGAACAACAAACUUCCUACCUUAAACUUCAACAUCUGUAAGGCAAUUACUUCAUAUUCUCCAGAUCCAUCAGCCUUUGCAUAUGGUUUUAUGUCACCCGUUCAGCAAGAAAAAAUAAAAACCGCAACUUCUUUCUGUUUGGAUGCUACUCAUGCAAUCUCUAGCAACGUGAAUGAGAUUCUUUAUACCCUUUUGGUGCGUGAUAAAGAUAUUGGUAGAGGAUGGCCUGUUGCCUUUAUGGUAACCAAUGAUCGAGGUGUAAGCCCCAUUGUGCAGUGGCUGCAGUUCUUGAAGAGAUCUUUUUUGCUUUUUGACCCAAAGCAAUUUACUAUUGAUUGUUGUGCAGCAGAAGUUCACGCCAUUCAGACAACUUUUUCUGCAACAUCCAUUCAAUUUUUACAUCUUUCAUGUAACCCAAGCAUGGAACCAAAAAAGACUUUGACGAUCAAGAAAGCUUCUUGGAUUACUUUGAGAAAAACUGGUGCACAGAAGCAAAGUUUAAUAUCUGAAGUAGAGCAUAUCAUGAAUGAUAAUUCUCUCAUAUGCUCACAAAUAACUAUAUCGAGUUCUGAAUAUAGACGUGUCAUAUCAAAUAAUGGUGCAAUGAGAUUUUUUACUAGACAACAAAAAAUAUGUGAAACAGAAGCUGAAAAAGUCAAUGAUGACAGAGAAAUGUUGAUUGUUGCUCCUGGUACUGCAGAAGAUGUAAAUUGGCAAGUUUGGUCAUUUGUAAAUGAAAAUACAAAAUAUUUUAUUCAGAUUGCAGAGCCAAACUUGAUUAUUUCCUGCAGCUGCUUCCAUUAUCAGCAAAGAUGUAAACCUUGGAUGUUCCCCCCAAAUGGAAACAUAAGUUGUAUCUUUGGAAAGAAGCCUUAUACCAUGGUGAAAUACUUAGAUUUACAUGCUAUCUAA